This is a messenger RNA of Spodoptera littoralis (African cotton leafworm), 1127 nucleotides long. NCBI's taxonomy places the organism in Eukaryota, Metazoa, Arthropoda, Insecta, Lepidoptera, Noctuidae. The record is from the annotation of a GenBank genome assembly.
GUGGCCGGCGGGCGGCGGCGCACGAGUCACCUAGAUGUCCCGCCUAUUGUCCACGCCGCGUCCACCGCUGGGUGAGCCGUCAUUACCUCACACUUUCAAUACUGGGUUACGAGAAUUUUACUUCAAGGUCCUCGUUUAGGAGCAAAUAGAGGAGGUAUAAAUGGAAAGACGAGCAACAAUAGCUCACAGUUGGAGUUCAACAACUCGAUCGAAAAUGUAUGCGUACAUCUGUUUUGUAAUGUGCUUCUUCGUCGGUAGCAGCAUAGCCGACUACCCGCAAAGAGAAGCGUCCUACUACUCUGCCCCAAACAACCCAUAUUCAGUGGGGGUCAACCAUAACUCAAUUCAGGAACCAUCUCAGCGACUUUUCUGGGGAAAUACAGGCAGCAAUCAAGUCGGAGGAACUGGACUAUGGGCUACAUUGACUAACAAGUUCCCGUUCCUGGGAAAUAUGUUCGGGCGUAUGGAACUGCCUGCACAGUACGGUGUGCCCAGUCAGUACGACGUGUCUCAACAGUACGGAGUUCCAUCCAGGUUCCAGCCUCAAUACUACUCUGGCCAGCAGCAGUUCUAUCAGCAAGUACCUCAACAGUUCCCGCAACAAUUCCAUCAGCAAUUCCCUCAACAGUUUCCUCAGCAAAUCGGACAGCGAUUCGUGCCAUCAGCUCGCGACGUAGGAAUAACUGACGAUGCAGUGAUAGUGACACCUCCGUUUGUGCCACCAGUGCAGCCCCCGCAGUUCCCAGCGCCAGCUCCUGCACCAGCGCCAGCACCUGUGCCAGUGCCUGCACCCCAGCCCUCACCGGACCAGGGGUACACGUAUGACAGGCCCCAGUACAGGUUGGAACUGCCCCACAAAUAAACCGAUGCACUUUACUAACUGACUGACCGUAGACGCUAAGUAAAUUUAGUCAUUGCACUUUUUUGUUUAAUUUACUGUCUGUGUUUUCUUUCGGUAAAUAUUUCAUAUUUGCCCAUGUGUGAAGAACAACGUGUACUUGCCAAAUAUUUUAAUUAUAAGUGCGACGCCUUGUCAGCUGCUUAAGUAAGAUCUUCAAACAAAACUUGGUUAAAGAUCAUUAAACUCGGUCCAGUUCAGUUUUACGGGUCAAAUCUAACAACUACGU